AUGACUGACCCCUCAGGAGCAAAUGCCGGCGGCGCUGGCAGUUUGCAUUGGAUCCCUCCCUUACGAGGAGCCAACAACUAUAACGUUUGGCGUAUCCAAAUGGAGGACGUACUCACCGACCUUGAUUUAUAUGGACACGCAGACGGAUCAAAACUUAAACCGAACUCUAAGGUAGAAGUUGCGAUCACCGGCCGUAAAGACGAUGAAGGUAACCGCUUACCUGACUUGGAAGUCGACAGCGACAACCCCUUAUAUGCGUCUUGGAUUAAAGCCAACCGCAAAGCGCUAUUGAACAUAAGACUAAGAGUUGACGGAAGUGUACUUACUCACAUACAAGGUUGUACAACUGCCGCCGACGCCUGGUCUACGUUAGAAGCCACAUUCCAAGUCAAAGGUACUGUUGGACUCAUUGACUUACGGAGACAAUUCUUCAGUCAUUGGAUGACCGAUGGUGAAGACAUUGAGGAACACAUCCAGCAAAUGCACGGAUGGUACCAACAAAUAAACAGUAUCAGUAAGGACUCAUGCACUGAGGUUGAUUGGAUAACGACGCUCAUCGCAAGCUUACCUGAUAGCUGGGAUACGUUUACGCAAUCUGUAAACUUCCAAUUCAAUCUAGACAACAAGAACAAACAAGCAAAUCAAAUCAGCGAUUUGAGGUCACAAAUAUUAGCAGAAUCCCACCAAAGAAAUACUAGAGGUACUGAUGGAAAGGCAUUCUUUAGUACAAACAAAUCAACUGUAAAUAGAGCUAUACGUACCAAUGGUAAAGGUCCAGAUAAGACUAAGUCGAAAUGCAACAACUGCGGACAACUCGGCCAUUGGAUAGCUGAGUGCCAAAGCCCCGGCGGAGGUGCAUUCAAAUCAGGAAAUAAAGGUAAUGGACAAAACAGACAAAUAAACUUACCAAAUAAAACCCAAUUUAACAAUGCUAGAACGCAUAUAGCCGUGGAAAAGUCCACAUCUGCCAACUACGCAUUCUUGACCAUUGAGGAAUCAUAUGGAACCAUUAGUAAGCUAACAAACUCAUGGAUAGCCAAUAGCGGAACAACAACUCACAUAUCUAACAACUGGAACUUAUUUUCCAAAUAUAGCAAGUCAUUGGGACACGUAUCUGGCGUAUCCAGAAGCGAACCAAUAAUCGGCCGAGGGACAAUAGAACUUGAAUGUCUCAGUGACCCCAAGACAAACAAUCUAUCUUUGAUAACUGAUAAAGGCUUCCGAGUUUCGAUGGAUCAAGACCGCUUAGUAAUAUAUGGGCCAAACAAUGAAUGUAUUACUUAUGGUUCAAAGCUCAAAGAACGCGCAAAAGGGAAUUUGUGGAAAAUAAAUGCGCGCUACAUUAACAAACAAAACGCAAACAAUAAGUCCACUGAACUGGCACUCCUUAAACAAACUGGUCAAACUUGGUUUGACUGGCAUAAAGUUCUUGGGCACAUCGGCCCGCAAGCUCUCCAACGCCUAAAAAACACCAACGCUGUAAAAGGUAUGGAAAUAGCUGACGACGCCAUUGGACUUAACUUUGAAUGUGAUGUAUGCGCACAAACAAAGGCCCACACACAACCAUUCCCCAAAGAAUUGGCAACAAAAGUCUCCGAUAUAGAUAAGAAAAUCAAGAAAGUUUGCUUUGAUAACGGUAGGGAAUUUGUGAAUAAAGACUGGAUUGAGCAUGCUGCUCAAAGGGGGACUAUUUUGGAAACUACGGCCCCGUAUUCAGCCCAACAAAACGGCAUUGCUCAAAGGUUGAAUCAAACACUCACCAAGAAAGCACAAGCCAUGCUACUUGAGUCAAACGCCCCAAAGUUUCUUUGGAGCGAGGCCAUAGCAUACGCAUGCUACCUAAAGAAUUGCGUGCCUACGCAAGUGCACGGAACGUUCUGGAAAACGCCCUACAAAGCCUUCUGGGGCAUUAAACCCAACGUUAAUACACUCUGUCCUUGGGGAAGUAAGUGCUACGUACUAAAUCAAGGUGGAGACUUGUCUAAGCUCAACCCUAAGACAAUGACUGCAAUAUUUGUGGGCAUAUCAGACGUCCAAGGAAAGAGCUGGCGGUACUACAAGUCAGGAUCAAACCGCAUAUUGCACUUGCGAAACGUCACCUUUCCAAGUCAUGCACGAAUCAAAGAAGUUGAUAACGGCAAACCCAAACCGGGAGAAUUGGUUGCUCUGCCCGCUGAGGGGGAGAUGACGCAAGCUAACAGCGCUGCGCAACAACCAAUAGAAAAUACUAGAACAGGGGGAGCGCAUGUAGAUAGUGAAGAAAUAAAAAUCAAAAAAUUAGAACAUACGGGUAUAAAAACCAAACCGCUGAGCAACGAAUUGACAUCCAACAAACCAACUCAACCUAUUCAGCAAUUGCUCAAUCAACCUGUUGUUCCCAAACCUACCACCAUUUGCAACAAUCCUGUUAUGCGCACUGGUAAUAAUUCUAUUUCUAACUCUACUCUACAAACAAUCAAUGCGCUCAAAGAACGUGGCAGAGUCAGGAUUAAACUCCCCGACAACGUUGCGACAGACCUCCCCAACGCCGCAAGCAUGCACUCCGACAGCUCCGACGUUGAUCUUGACGCAUAUACCUUCUCCACCAACACCUCCUCCAUACUAUCCGCCCCUACCAUCCCGUCCAAGCUUGCCUACCUGCUGGCAACCCCGCCAGCAACCAAACUGGACACAUCCUUAUCCGACUUGCUCAAUGAUCGAUUCAGCUACCUCAACCUAUCCGAAUUGACUUCAACCAAAUUGGAUACCACCCUGGCAACGCCCGGGGAUGUGGAACACAAAUGGGCCUAUGCCGCCAAGCUAUCCGCGCCCAACAACCACCCAACCGUUGCGGAAGCGCUUGCCGGACUGGACGCAGAGGAAUGGCAAAAAGCCAUGGCAAAGGAGGUUAGUACAUUCAAGAAAAUGGAUACAUACAAUCUCACCAAUCUACCACCCGGACACAAGGCAAUCGGAAACGCAUGGGUAUUCACACUCAAGCGUAACGCCGACGGCACACCAGCCCGCUACAAGGGACAACUAGUAGCCCAAGGUUUCAGCCAACAACCUGGUAUUGACUUUGAUGAGACGUUUGCACCUGUACUCAAUGUUAAUUCUGCAUACCUACAUGCAAAAGUAAACAAAGAAUUAUACAUGGGACAGAUCCCAUAUUUUGAAGACAGCCGCAUGUGGAACAAACUAUACGAUACCAAGCUCAAAAGCCUUGGAUACUCGCCAUGCCUUACUGACGCGUGCGUGUACAAACGCAUGGUCAACACUGAGGGUGAGCUUUGCAUAUCCAUUAUUGCUACGCACGUUGACAAUUCUAUUGUUAUUACUUCACGCAAUCACACUGAAUCUGCCAUAGCCAAACUCUUACACAAAUUUGACAUGCAAGACUUAGGAAAUAUCCAUCAUUUCCUAGGCAUUGCUAUUGUUCAAAACUCAAUCAUUGCAGGACUCAACAACGCUUACCCGGCCGACACACCAAUCAGUCCGACAACUCAACUCACGCAAUACAAAGGUACCAAACCAAAAUUCAAUUAUGGCACUUUGGCCCUUGGACUGACGUAUUGGCAAUCAACAAACAACUUUGGUGAAAUUGGCUAUUCUGAUGCCAACUGGGGAAGCAAUUUACUUGAUUCUAAGAAGCAGGCCACCGUUGCUUUAUUGACAAUGGAGGCCAAAUACAUGUUGUUAUCUCACGCAUGUGCUCAAGCCUUAUGGAUGCGUCAAUUGUUUGAAGAACUCAACUUCACUACUGACAAUCCAACCUUAAUUCUUUCAGAUAAUCUCGCCGCUCUCGCUCUGUCUGCCGAAUUGCAAUUUCACGGACGAUCAAAACACAUUGAUAUUCAACACCACUUCAUGCAAGACAUAAUCAAGAAACGUAAGGUAACUACACUGUACGUACAAACUAAUGAGAACUUGGCCGAUGCUUUUACUAAAGCAUUAGCCGCUCCUCAAUUCAGAUACCUUAUGCAAUUGAUACUAGGCAAACAGCUGGAGGAAACUAAGGAGAAUGAAAUUGAAUAG
Molecule: messenger RNA, 4014 nt
Organism: Rhizoctonia solani
Lineage: Eukaryota; Fungi; Basidiomycota; Agaricomycetes; Cantharellales; Ceratobasidiaceae
Product: Retrovirus-related Pol polyprotein from transposon TNT 1-94
Exons: 10
Coding region: 1-4014 (1337 amino acids)
Biological process (GO): DNA integration
Molecular function (GO): zinc ion binding; nucleic acid binding
Source: RefSeq, a predicted model, not a curated record